UACAACUCUCCAUUGUAGACGGCUCUUUACUAAUAUCUUAUUGUAGAAUGCCCUUUAUGUAGAAUGGUCUUAAAAAGUUUGAGAAUAGAGCAGCUCUUUUUACAAGUGUAGUGUGUACUGUUUAAAGGACAAAAUGGCUCGUUCACCAAUUAGCAUACUUCAAGAAUUUGUAGUUAAACAAGGUUAUAUACCUACAUAUGAUUUUUUUAUACAUAACAAUUACUUUGGUUGUAAAGUGACUUGUGGAGAUCUAAGUAUAGAUGGUGAAGGCAAAAGUAAAAAGGAGGCUAAAGUUAAUGCUGCAACAAACAUGCUAUUGAUGCUAACCAAGAAUACAAGUUUACAUACUACAAAUAAUUCUUUAUCUACAAUUGCACAAAGUGGGAAAUCAACAGAAUCAUAUGGCACAGUAUCUUCAGUAACACAGUCAAAUCAAGCAAUUAAAGAUAUAAAUAAUGAACAAAAUAUAUGUGAAAACAUCUAUGAGUACAAGUCAAUCUGUACAUUUAUUAAUUAUGUUGGACAAUUGCAAGAAUAUUGUGUGCAACAAUAUAAUACUACAGGUAAUAUUUCAUAUAAUGUCAUUGAUGAGAGUGGACCACCACACAUGAAGAUAUUUAUCAUAGAAGCGUGUUUUGGAUCAUCACAAGCACAAGGCUCAGGACAAACUAAAAAGACUGCCAAACAAGAAGCUGCAAGAAACUUGCUUCAACUUCUAAAAAAAGAAAGUUAUCCAAGACAAGUACAGGCUACAAAUGUGAAUUGUGCAAAUACUCUAAAUCAAGAAAAGCUAGAAUAUCAAAUACAAAAAUUAGGUGUAGCAAUAUCAGAAUGUACAAUUAGCAAGCCAUUACUCAAAGAAGCAGACAUACUGAAAAAAGCAAAAUCAUUGUAUCUUCAGACUACCAGUACAAACACAUCAAAGUUUUACUCUAAAGGUCUUAUAAAAGAUAGUCAUGCGUUAUUUGAGGAAACUUAUUCUAGUAGAAUUUCUUCUAGUUUAAGAGAAAAACUGCAAGUUAUACAUAAUAAAAGAGAUAAAAGUAUGAUAAAAGAGAACUCAUACAGUAUAAUACGAGAAGUUAAACAAGACAUUGAAAAUGAAUUUGGAGGUAAGGUACAACUAUUCGAUAUACCUAGUAAACAAGCAUACGUGAUAGGUUUACGUUUAUUGUCUAAACCCAAUAUUACACAACUUGGCAUGGGUGUAACUAAAACUGAAGCAGAGACUCGAGCAAUGUACAACUUGAUUGUAGUCAUCUUAACACUUCUGAAUUAAUUUUUUGAGAUGAUAGAUUGUCUCAGUUAUAAUUACGUUCCAACAAGUGUGCCGAGUUAAUCUUAAGAUAUAGCUUUCUUAUUUCAAAAUAAGAUAUUUUUUUCCAGAAAAUAAAGUAUAGCAAUGUAUUUUUCUUCAUAACAAUACCCAAAAUUGACGAUACUAGUUCGCGAGUCGCAAAAUAUGUAUUGUUUAAAAAAUAAAAAAUAGUAUAGUGACGUUAAAUUGCCGAUACAUAUGUACAUAACGUAACUUAAUAAGAAACUUUUAAACAACUAUAGGUCUGUUCUUUUUACCUGAACUAGUGUAGCUAGUUCAGAGUUUAGCUUUCUUCCAUUGUAGAGUGAAAAAGAUGAAAUCUGAACUAGUGCAGCCAGUUCAGAUAAAAAGAAUAGACCUGAUGUUUGUGUACACACAAGUGAGGCAAUUUGCAAAUAUAAUUGUUCUAUUACUAUGUAUUUUAAUUACAAGUUUAUUACUUUUA
Molecule: messenger RNA, 1763 nt
Organism: Pseudomyrmex gracilis
Lineage: Eukaryota; Metazoa; Arthropoda; Insecta; Hymenoptera; Formicidae
Product: double-stranded RNA-binding protein Staufen homolog
Exons: 3
Coding region: 134-1279 (381 amino acids)
Source: RefSeq, a predicted model, not a curated record